This is a messenger RNA of Sodiomyces alkalinus F11, 2508 nucleotides long. RefSeq names its product lanosterol synthase. Lineage: Eukaryota; Fungi; Ascomycota; Sordariomycetes; Glomerellales; Plectosphaerellaceae. Gene Ontology annotation, cellular component: lipid droplet. The record is from RefSeq and is a predicted model, not a curated record. The transcript has 3 exons. Gene Ontology annotation, molecular function: lanosterol synthase activity. Bases 166 to 2403 code for a protein of 745 amino acids. Gene Ontology annotation, biological process: ergosterol biosynthetic process; triterpenoid biosynthetic process.
CCAGGAACCCGCGGCUUCCAAAGUUGCACUAUCCAAACAUAUAAGCCGUUCUAUUCCUGUUGACCUUGUCUCCGGGCUCCGCGACUCGUCUUAUUAUCGAUUACCCUCGACGAUUUAUCAAGCCACGUCCCCGAAUUGCGCCGUUUCAACGCAGAACCGUGCAUCAUGGCUGGCCCUGGCGAGUCCACAGCUCUCUCCCGGAAGCGGGUGGCCGAGGCCAUUGCAGAGCAGGAAUGGCCCAAGAGACCCAAGCUUGCAGAGAAGACAGAUGGUUCGAGGUGGAGGCUGGACGACCAAGAUGGCCGUCAUCGCUGGACCUAUCUCGAGGACGAAGAAGCCGCGAAGCAGUGGCCCCAAAGCCAUGCCGACAAGUACUAUCUCGGCUUGCCUCUCGACCUCCGCGACCUCCCCCCGCCCCAGAGUCCUCUCGACGCCGCACGGAACGGUUUGACCUUCUACGAGAAACUCCAGCUCCCCCCCGGCGAAUGGGGCUGCGAGUACGGCGGCCCCAUGUUCCUCCUUCCCGGCAUCAUCAUCACAUGGUACGUCACCAAGACGCCCAUCUCGUCGGCCUACGCCACCGAGAUGAAGAACUACCUCUUCGCCCGCGCCCACCCGACGCUGGGCGGUUGGGGCCUCCACGUCGAAGGCGAGAGCACCGUGUUCGGCUGCACCCUGAACUACACGGCCCUGCGCAUCCUGGGCGUCGAACCCGACCACCCCGUCAUGCUGAAGGCGCGCGCCCGCCUCCACGCGCUGGGCGGCGCCACCAGCAGCCCGCACUGGGCCAAGUGGUGGCUCGCCGUCCUCGGCGUCGCCGACUGGGACGUGGUCAACCCGGUCCCGCCCGAGCUCUGGCUCGUGCCCGACUGGGUCCCCUUCGCGCCCUGGCGGUGGUGGCCGCACAUCCGCCAGGUCUACGUGCCCAUGUCCCACGUCGCCUCCCGCAGGUGGAGCUGUGAGGAGACGGACCUUACGCGGGCGCUGCGGGAGGAGCUCUUCGUCCAGCCCUGGGGCUCGAUCCGCUGGAAGGCGCACCGCAACGACAUCGCCCCCGCCGACAACUACCACCCCAAGACGUGGGUCCUGAACACGGCCAACUGGUUCCUCGUCAACGUCUGGGACCCGUACCUGCGGUCCAGCUGGAUCAAGGAGCGCGCCGAGGCCUGGACCAGCGAGCUCGUCGACAUGGAGGACGCCAACACCGACUACGCCUGCCUGGCCCCCGUCAGCGCCCCGAUGACCACCGUCAUGUGCUACAUCCGCGACGGGCCCGGCUCGUACACCGUGCGGCGGCACAUCGAGCGCCUGGAGGACUCCCUGUGGGUGAACGUCGAGGGCAUGCUGUGCAACGGCACCAACGGCGUGCAGUGCUGGGACACGGCGUUCAGCAUCCAGGCCGCCGUCGCGGCGGGGCUGGAGGGGGACGAGCGGUGGCGGCCCAUGCUGGUCAAGGCCCUGGCGUUCCUGGACCGGCAGCAGAUCCGCGAGGACUGCAAGGACCAGGCGAAGUGCUACCGGCACCCGCGCAAGGGCGGGUGGCCGUUCAGCAACAAGACGCAGGGGUACGCCGUCAGCGACUGCAUCUCCGAGGCGCUCAAGUCGGUGGUCCUGCUGCAGAAGACGGACGGGUACCCGCAGCUGCUCGACGACCGGCGCGUGUUCGACGCCGUCGACACGAUCCUCACGUACCAGAACGAGGACACGGGCGGCGUGGGGUCGUACGAGAAGCGGCGCGGCGGGAAGUGGAUGGAGGUCCUCAACGCGGCGGAGGUGUUUGGCAACAUCAUGGUCGAGUACGAUUACCCGGAGUGCACGACGGCGUGCGUGACGGCGCUUUCCAUCUUCCAGAAGCACUGGCCCGAUUACCGAGCCGACGACAUUCGGCGCUUCGUCACCCGCGCCGUCAGCUGGAUCAAGACGAACCAGUGGGAGAACGGAGCGUGGUACGGCAGCUGGGGCGUCUGCUUCACGUAUGCGGCCAUGUUUGCGCUGGAGAGCUUGUCGCUCGUGGGCGAGGUGUACGAGACGAGCGAGCAUGCUAAGAAGGGAUGCGAUUACCUGCUUUCGAAGCAGCGAGCGGACGGUGGCUGGUCGGAGAGCUACAAGGCAUGCGAGACAAUGCAGUGGGUGGAACACCCGAGCGGCUCGCUGGUGGUGCAGACGGCAUGGGCGGUCAUCGCGCUGAUGGAGGCCGAGUACCCCCACGUCGAGCCCAUCAAGAAGGGCAUCCGGCUCAUCAUGAAGAGGCAGCAAGCCAACGGCGAAUGGCUUUCCGAGUCCAUUGAGGGGGUGUUCAACAAGAGCUGCAUGAUCACGUAUCCCAACUACAAGUUCACUUUUCCCAUCAAGGCCUUGGGCAUGUUUGCGCGGAAAUAUCCGGAUGAGCUGAUCAGCCCAUGAAGGAGAUGAAAUGCAAUAUGGAUAUGGUGUUGCCUGGAACGCAGCGAAUAUGAUCAUACGAAAUUCUCGUAAUAAUAGUCAAUAGUAAUGUCAUGGCAUUGAAUC